This is a messenger RNA of Lichtheimia ornata, 1338 nucleotides long. RefSeq lists its product as uncharacterized. Lineage: Eukaryota; Fungi; Mucoromycota; Mucoromycetes; Mucorales; Lichtheimiaceae. The record is from RefSeq and is a predicted model, not a curated record. Gene Ontology annotation, molecular function: DNA-binding transcription factor activity, RNA polymerase II-specific; zinc ion binding. The coding region runs from base 1 to 1338 and encodes 445 amino acids. Gene Ontology annotation, biological process: regulation of DNA-templated transcription. The transcript is spliced from 3 exons.
AUGCAAUUUAUUCAUUCGUCUCAGUUCUAUGGUGGCUACAAUGCCUCGCAACAGCAAGCUUUGCAACAGCAAGGUCAACAAGGUCAACAGCCACAACAACCUCACUCGCCACAUACCUCCCAGUCACCGGCCACGUCGAGUGCCGCUGUUGAUCAGCAGCAACAACAGCCACCACAACCACAAGGAUUGUCUCUUCCUGUUGCUGCUCUUCAAAGUUUCGCUCAAGCCAAUGGUAUCCCUGUUCAAGCAGCACCUGAAUUGAAUGCUCAAGGCAAGCCAAAGAGAAAGCAGGUCAAGAAUGCUUGUGUCAAUUGUCAAAAGGCUUGCAAAAAGUGUGAUGAUGGACGACCAUGCCAACGUUGUAUAAAGUAUGGAUUGCAAGACACGUGUGUCAAUUCUGUUCGUAAGGAACGCAAAAAGGGAAUCAAACGAGGACCAUACAAGAAGCGAAAACAAGCAGAUGGUGGUUCUACUGAUGGUUCGGCUGCUUCUACACCUGCAACAUCACUUCCUGCUGGUUUGUAUGCUCCGACAACUCAAGGUUCAGCAGCAGGUGUGCGUACUGCCAAUGGUGUCCUUGCUUAUCCAUCAUUCCAAUCGGGAACCUAUGAUGCUGCUUUCCAUGCAGCUGCUGUCAGCUAUCAAAACUCAGCUUCCAUGAUUCCACAUGCUUAUAUGGUUCCUGCAGCUAUUCAGCAAAUGUACCCUCCCAACACAAUGCUUUCUUAUCAAGCUGCCAUGAACAUGCUUUCGCCUCAACAUGGCCAACCUUCUCCAAACAUCUAUGGCUAUCGUCCCGACGCAGCCUCCUCCCAACAACAACAACAGCAACAGCAACAACAACAAGCACCCCAGCAACAACAAGAGGCUGAUGCGCAAAGUGCACAACAUCGAUCCCAUGAAGGUAGCCCUGCUACUCCCAAUGGUGUUGGUACUCCAAACAGCAACCCCAUCAAGCCUGAAACUACCACCGAGUCGGAUGAUGAAGGUUCCAAGCUUAACAUCCUCUCGCAACUUUGCAGCGCCGUGUUAGAUCGAACACCCGAUACAUCUAAUGCAACCACCACCACUACCACGCCAGCUGUCUCUCAGGCAUCCACUACUACCACUACUACUACCACCACUACCAAUGCCGCUACCACCACCACCACCACUAGCCCAACCACUACAUCGGCCCCUAUCAAGUCAGAGCAAGUGGAGGAGCAAAAAUCAGAUGAUCAACCAUUGGCGGCCAAUGUAAAACUCGAGACAAAGGACACCACCACCUCUUCACCACCCAAGGAGACGACUCAAGAAACUUCCAAUGAAGAAGGUGAUGUUGUAAAGAAGGAAGAGUAA